This is a messenger RNA of Exophiala dermatitidis NIH/UT8656, 813 nucleotides long. RefSeq lists its product as uncharacterized. The record is from RefSeq and is a predicted model, not a curated record. Bases 1 to 813 code for a protein of 270 amino acids. The transcript is spliced from 2 exons. Lineage: Eukaryota; Fungi; Ascomycota; Eurotiomycetes; Chaetothyriales; Herpotrichiellaceae.
AUGCAUUUUCUUUCUGUGUUGGCUGCCGGCCUCACACUCACCCCAGGCAGCGUAUAUGCCGCGACGCAACUCAGUUUCUUCGAACACAAUUCCUGUAAUGCAGGGACCUCGUUCGAGCAAUAUACCGACUACAACGUCCUCACCGCCGACACAUCAUGUCACCAACUACCGAACGGGACGGUAGCAUUUUACGUGAACCAAAUUGAUCAGGGUUGUUCGAUCCGCUCAUAUACCUCAUCCAACUGCAACCCAUCCUCAUCUUCCCUCGCCGGCGUCCUCAUCGGCGUCGGAACAUGCUUCUACAUCGACGAAGGCGUGGACUUGGGGUCCUGGCGGCCCGACUGUCUUGGUGUCGAUUAUUCGUCUACUAAUGGUCUGGACACGUCGAAUUCGUAUACUUCAACUUCGUCAACUUCGUCAAACAACAACGGCAGCAACGGCAACAGUAGUGGUAGCAGCAAUUCUACCAUCACUAUUACUUCUGCUGCUGCUCCAGGUCAAUCGUCGAAUUCAGGUGCUGACGCGGCGGUUCAAUCUGUUAUCAAAACUGCGACGGGGGCAGUCACUUUUACGCCUGUGACUACGAGUACGACAUCAGCUUCGGCAUCGGCGUCGGCGUCGGAUUCAGGGUCAGGGUCAGAUUCGACUUCUGCUGCUGCGAGUGGUACAGGUACAGGUACCGGUACUGUGAGUGGAAGUGCAACCGGGACAGCGAAUACGAGUACGAGUACGAAUGGCGCUGCGGGAUUGUCAAUGGGACCAUUGAUGACUUCCUUUGGCACAGUCAUGGCCGCUUUUGCUCUGUUGGGUUGA